Messenger RNA from Ctenopharyngodon idella (grass carp), 3852 nucleotides. RefSeq names its product actin filament associated protein 1-like 1a (gene afap1l1a). Gene Ontology annotation, cellular component: cytosol. NCBI's taxonomy places the organism in Eukaryota, Metazoa, Chordata, Actinopteri, Cypriniformes, Xenocyprididae. Gene Ontology annotation, molecular function: SH3 domain binding. The transcript is spliced from 19 exons. Bases 180 to 2498 code for a protein of 772 amino acids. The record is from RefSeq and is a predicted model, not a curated record.
ACAUACACACACACACCAACAGACCAGAAAGGGAGGAUAAAUUCCCCUGCUAUCCCUCAGUCAAUUUUAAUCUAGACACAGGAAAGAAAGUGAUAAAUGUGAAGGAAAUGUACCUUGAAUGAGUCAGUUUAUCAGCUGAUUCCACCACUCUGGAUUGCUGUGACUUGUUCAACAACUGUAUGACUCUAGUUGUCUCAGGAAAGGAGAUGGUGGGCCUGGCAGUCUCCUCCUCAGCAGCUGUUUCUGCAAUGGAGCUUUUGGUGACGGAGUUGAAUGUGCUGUUGAAGCUGUUGGACCAUGAGACCCUGAGCUGUGCUACAGAAGAGAAGAAAACGGCCGUGAAAAACCUUCUGAGACAACUUCAGCCCUCAGUCACUGGAAAAGACUAUAUGUACAUGAACACCUCAGCAUACAGAAACGGAACCAGCUUUGUCGAAUCUCUUUUUGAUACGUUCGAUUGUGACCUCGGGGACCUGAAAGUUGAAAUAGAGGAUCAAAAGAAAGAGCCAAAGACAAACCACACCGAACACACUGUCUCCAAGCCAAGCACAACGGGCUCGCCACCCCCCCUACCCAACACGCCACCUCCAGAGGAUUACUAUGAAGAGGCCGUGCCACUCAGCCCUGGAAAGAUGCCAGAAUAUAUUACCAGCCGCAGUGAGUCUCGUUGCUGCAGCUCCAGCCCUCCUAAUUCCAUUGAAGAUGGAUAUUACGAAGAUGCUGAGAACAAUUACCCAACAACACAAGUGAACGGACGACGCAAGAACUCCUAUAAUGACUCGGAUGCCUUAAGCAGUUCUUAUGAAUCAUAUGAUGAGGAAGAGGAAGAGAAAGGCCAGCGUUUGACGCACCAGUGGCCCUCAGAGGAGAACUCCAUGGCUCCGGUGAGAGACUGCCAUAUCUGUGCCUUCCUACUAAGGAAGAAGCGCUUCGGCCAGUGGGCCAAACAGCUCACUGUCAUCCGUGAAAACAGACUCCAGUGUUAUAAAAGCUCUAAAGACCAGUCGCCCUACACGGAUAUACCACUUAGCCUGUGCAAUGUCAUCUACGUGCCCAAAGACGGCCGGAGGAAGAAGCACGAGCUCCGAUUCUCUCUUCCCGGUGGAGAGGUGCUGGUGUUGGCCGUGCAGAGCAAGGAACAGGCCGAGAAAUGGCUCCAAGUGGUGCGUGACGUUACAGGCCAGGGGAAUGGGUUGGACAGCCCAUCAUCUCCCAUGAUUCCUAGGAAGACUGAAGUGGAUAAGUGGUGUUCUGCUGAGAAGCAAACCUCAGAUUCUGACAGUGUGCCAAGUGGAGAAAGUGCUCGUGAUGGCCGGGAAAAUGGUAAACCCAAGCGAGGUGCACUGUCCGAGCUAACGGGCACCGUAAGCCGAGCUGCAGGAAGAAAGAUCACAAGAAUUAUCAGUUUCUCCAAAAGAAAGCCUCCGUUGCCAGGAGACUCCCGCAUGUGUCUCCACCAGGAUCCCCGGUGUGGUUAUGUGGGAGUGUUGUUGAAUCAGUGCUGGAGGGAACACUGGUGUCGUGUGCGGGCUGGAUCUCUUUACCUUUACCACGAGAAAGGAGAACAGCGAGUCCCCCACACCACUGUGGCUCUGAAGGGCUGUGAGGUUGUCCCAGGCCUCGGGCCCAAACACCCCUUUGCCCUGAGGAUACUGAAAGGAGGUGCAGAGCUAGCAGCUUUAGAGGUAGCGAGUUGUUCGGAGGACAUGGGCCGCUGGCUGGGAGUCCUGUUGGCAGAAACCGGUUCCUCUGCUGACCCCGAGUCCCUACAUUAUGACUAUGUAGAUGUGGAAACUAUCGCCAACAUCCGCACGGCGGCCCGUCACUCUUUCCUAUGGGCAACCUCCACAGAUUCACGCACCUAUGAUGAGGUCCCUUUUGAAGCCAUAGAGCAGGAAAAUGAGAGGUUGAGGGGAGGAGCACAAACGAAGCGUCGUUCUUCUUUCUCCAGCAGUGACACAGGAAAGCCCAGUUCACAAAUCACCCUAAAGCGCCACGGCUCCAACGCAAAUCAAUACGGGAGGUAUGGGAAAACGCGGGCACAGGAGGACGCACGCCGCUACUUGAAAGAAAAAGAAGACCUGGAGACAGAAAUAGGCAGUAUCAGAAGUGCACUAGUCUCACUGCGAAAGAAGAAACGAGAGGCAAAGGAGAAGAUGAAGGGUGCAACGGAUAAGCAGAGAUUGGCUUUAGAGGAGCGUGUCGCCCAGUUGGAGGACAGCUGCCGGGUGAAAGAGGGUGAGCGUGUGGAUCUAGAGCUCAAGCUCACGCAGGUGAAGGAGAACCUAAAGAAAUCUCUGGCUGGUGGAGAAAUGGAGACGCCUACAGAGUCUAAACCUACAAGCAAGACUCAAAGGACGGAGACUCAGUAUAUUGAGUCAUUUGUCCCUGUCAACUGCGCAUCUGAAAUGCGUAAGCGACCUCCCUCCAUCUAUGCAUCUACAAAGGGAAAUGUUAUGCAGAAAGCCAAGGAAUGGGAAUCGAAGAAGUGUACUUAGGGAAACUGCUGAUCAGGAAGACCUAGACUUUGUGCCAUUUCAAGAUUAAUAAGAGGACUUCCACCAACACAGACUGCUGUAUGCAACUCUAUUGACUACGGUGGCUGCCACUUUUGUAACUUUACAGUGAAGUUAGAAUGACAAAGCACCAGCUCUAUUACAAUACUUUGCAGCCAAAUGAUGUCCUUUUCAGGUGUCUUGUGAAGUUCCAUGUUGCAAACACAAAAUGACACAAAACAUGUUGAAGGAUUGAGAGGGAAUGAGAAAAUAAGUUUGCCAGUUGAAAGUGUAAGAAAGAGUUGUGGUUAAGUUGUAAAGGAAGCAGAGGAUAAGAAUGCAUGUGAGACAAUCCACUCUAAAGUCUUGAAUUUUAAAACUGUUUAUUUUAAAAGAGGCAUGGUAACUGAUUUGUACAGUUUUUUUUUUUUUUUUUAACUCAAUUGCUUAUACUUCUGGGGUAAUACCAGCUCUUAACCAAGUGGUGCUAAUAACAAUGUAUAUAUGAAAAUUGUAAAUAUUUUUAACAUUCCUUUUUUUAAUUUAGCUUCAUAGUAUCUAACUGAUACUCCAGUUUGUAACCUUUUGUUUCCCCCCCAAUUUCUUUACCACCUUUUAAUGUGAGUAACAUUUGCACUUUAAAUGUCUCUAGACAUGGAGAUGGGAAUAUUCUUUUAAUAAAGACAAAAAUGUAACUUUGCUCCUUUGUCACAGUUAUAGACUUGCAAGGGAAUUCAGAACAAACCAGCCAAAAGAAGGGAACGCAAUAUAUGGGUUUCUAAAUACAGGGCAUUGAACAGCCACCCACUAACGUAUAAAAAUAAUUUUAUGUGUGGAUAUAUAUGGUAACACGUACAUUAUCAAAAGUUGUAUCUGUAAAUAUUAAUGCACUGUAAACAUGAACAUUUUAACAGAUUAAUGGUCGCUUUAAAAUAUACUGCUCAUUGUUAGUUCAUGUUAACUAAUGCAUGAAUGUUAAAGGAGACCUCAUUGUAAAGGGUUACCACUAUACACACCUAUUCCACCUGUGUUUGUAGGACCUGGAAAAAAAUCCAGGAAUUCAUUAACCGCUAUUGCAGAACCUUCCAUUUCCUUACUUAGAUUUACCACCCACCCCCCCGUACACACGUAAAUUUCAUUUAUUAAACAUUUUAACUGGCAAACACCUUUACUGAGAUUAACGUCGAUCGAGAAAAAGUCCUCAAGCUUUGACAAUUUCAAAAAACAAAACCUUUAGAUUCUGAUUAAAAGGAUGCCAUUAAACAUUUUUAUAAAAAGUUUAUUAACAGUUAAAAACAAACAAUUCUGAAAUGUACAAGGUUCACAAAAAAAAAAAAAAAAAAAAAAAAAAUUAAAA